GGCGGCGGCCCAGCGUAUAGGCGCGGAGGCGGCCAUGGCGGGCAACUUCGACUCGGAGGAGCGGAGUAGCUGGUACUGGGGGCGGCUGAGCCGGCAGGAGGCGGUGGCGCUGUUGCAGGGCCAGCGGCACGGGGUGUUUCUGGUGCGGGACUCGAGCACCAGCCCCGGGGACUAUGUGCUCAGCGUCUCCGAGAACUCGCGCGUCUCCCACUACAUCAUCAACAGCAGCGGCCCGCGCCCGCCCGUGCCACCGUCGCCCGCCCAGCCUCCGCCCGGGGUGAGCCCCUCCAGACUCCGAAUAGGAGAUCAAGAGUUUGAUUCAUUGCCUGCUUUACUGGAAUUCUACAAAAUACAUUAUUUGGACACUACAACGUUGAUAGAACCAGUUUCCAAAUCCAGGCAGGGUAGUGGAGUGAUUCUCAGGCAGGAGGAGGCUGAGUAUGUGCGAGCCCUCUUUGACUUUAAUGGGAAUGAUGAAGAAGAUCUUCCCUUUAAGAAAGGAGACAUCCUGAGAAUCCGGGAUAAGCCUGAAGAGCAGUGGUGGAAUGCAGAGGACAGCGAAGGCAAGAGGGGGAUGAUUCCAGUCCCUUACGUCGAGAAGUAUAGACCUGCCUCCGCCUCAGUAUCGGCUCUGAUUGGAGGUAACCAGGAGGGUUCCCACCCACAGCCACUGGGUGGGCCGGAGCCUGGGCCCUAUGCCCAACCCAGCGUCAACACUCCGCUCCCUAACCUCCAGAAUGGGCCCAUUUAUGCCAGGGUAAUCCAGAAGCGAGUCCCUAAUGCCUACGACAAGACAGCCUUGGCUUUGGAGGUCGGUGAGCUGGUAAAGGUUACGAAGAUUAAUGUGAGUGGUCAGUGGGAAGGGGAGUGUAAUGGCAAACGAGGUCACUUCCCAUUCACACAUGUCCGUCUGCUGGAUCAACAGAAUCCUGAUGAGGACUUCAGCUGAGUAUAGCUCAACAGUUUUGCUGACAGAUGGGAACAAUCUUUUUUUUUUUUUCCAAUUGUCAUCUAUACGAUUUUCUUACAGACGUCAAAGCAGUCUAGUUUAUAUAAGCAUUCUGUUACCUGUGAUCUUUUUUAGACUGAACUACUCCAUCUCUAGUCUCAUUUACCAUAUUCAGGGUACGAAACUGGAGGGCUCGUGUGUUAACUUCUGAAUUGGCAAUUUUAAGCGAUAGCAGCCAUGCCUGAGUGUAUCAGAAGGGAUGGGUAUUUUGCCUCCUUUCCCUCAGGUAGUGCAGAUCAACCUGUGGAAAACUGAUGGACAGGAGAGGGCUAUUGGACACUGCUUACCCUGAUUUACUCAAUGGUUUUGUUUUCAUUUUGAAACCAUGCUAGCAAAUGGCAAUAGACUGUUCCCUUCCACCCCCAUGAAGUAAUAUUGCACCGUGUGAAUAGGAAGUACCCAGUGGGAUUGCUUUUUCAUUUAUAGAACAUGACCACUGUGUGACUCAUUCUGACAGUUCAGAUCCUGAGAUUUCUGAGGACACUACUAGAGGCAUUUGUCUUCCUUCCUAGUCAAUGCUUCAUACUUUUUCUUGGGAUUCUUUAAAUCCUUGUCAUUCUUUUCCCCUAAACCUACAAAUAGGUUCAUUCUUGAGAAAAGUAUUUUUCAUUCCAGAUGACAAGCAGGAUGUGCAGAGCACUUUAUUCAGUGCAUAGCUUUAAGCCAGUAUUGGAUUCACUGAGUGGACACCCAAACUCCCAGCUUUCUGCCUUCCCUCAAGGGGUCAUAGGUUCACACUGCUACCACAACUAAACAGACUCCUGGCUAAUGGGAUCCAGUAGGGCCAUUUCUUCUGAGUGCCAGUAUCCUAUUAGGGAACUCUCUGAAAUUCUUAGCUUCUACUUGCUUGGAGUGGAAGGACCAAUCACUUAGAAUAUUCCAUAGAGGGUUGUAGGGCCAAAUUCUGCCCUUUGCUUUAUGUGCAACUUGUAUACAAGUCAGAUUAAAAUUACAUGAGUUUGGGGUAGGGUUAGCGCUUUUAAAAACAUUUGAACCAAUCAUGAAUUAUGUAGUAUUCAUUUUACAUGGCCAGAAUAGUGCUUGAAGUGCAUUACGUUAUCAACUGCCUUCAUUUUUGGCUCUUUUUCUUUGUGUUCCAGUUUAGUUUACAAAUCCUUUCAAGUAUGGAAGGUUUAUGUGGGGUCAGGUGCUCCAAAGAAUUGACUUCUGAGACCAAAAAUGAUCUAGGCUAUUUAGACUACAAUAUGAAACCUUAAAAGUUAGUUCCCAGUCUAGAAAGGCACUUACUGGUCUAUGGUGUGGUAUGACCCAUAGAAACACCUUAUAUUUUGCUUUGGGCCUCAUUUUAGAAAAGUAAUGUAUCUUUCUCAUUGUUUCUACAUAGGUUAAUGAUUAAUAUGCAUUCUUUGAACUAUACCAAAUCAUGGUAUCCCAGUGACUAGCACAAUGCCUGGCAUAGUCGGUGUGCAGAUGUUUGUGUGAGUGAAUGAGGGGUGUGCAGAAGCUCAUACGGCACAGGGAAGCCAGCUGACACAGGAUUACAUACCACAAGCAAACUAAUGAGUUGACGCUAAUUUAUUUUUACCUCACACUAAGGUAAUGCUUGAUAAAUAUAUUAAUACUUAACUUUUAAAAGUUAGCACAGUGCAAUGCACGUAGUGGGUGCUCAAUAAUGUUAAAUGAACAUAUUUGCAAUACUAGACUUAAUUCCAUCUGACUACUCUUAAAUUUUCAGUUAGAGCAUAGAUACUGUAAAAUCCAAAUCCAAAUACGCAUUAAAUUAAAUCUUGUUUUCCUGAAAGUAUGACAUCUAAAAUACUUGUAGAAAAACCUUGUCAUAAACUGAUUUGAAUGUUUGUAUUUUCUUUUGCCUUUGACUUUGAUAUUGGCUUGGAUAUGUCUCUUUUCAUCAUAUGUAAUAUUAGUGGAACAUUCAACUCUACCCAAAUCAUAAGAAUUUCUCAAUGAUCAGUUUGAUCAGUUGUCUGAAGCCAUUAUAUGAACUGUUGGGUUGGAUUUGGCUGGGUGUGUCAGUUGUUAGACCUUAAAUCAAAGGACUUCUAAAAAGUAUCUUCCAAAAGCAAAUGCUAGAAUCCUAUUCAAGUGCAUAUGUACAUUGUCACAGAGCAAGUAAACUGUAAUUGGCUGCUAUAUUUUAUAUAAUCAUUUCUGCAAAAGCCCAGUUUUUGGAUACUAAUAUUUGACGUGGUUAAUUCUUAUUAAUUUGUUGGAAUUGUUUAUUGUUAAUAAUGCAAAUAGAUAAUUUUUAAUUAUCCUUAAGUAACAUUUCACUAUUAAUGGUUUGAAAUGGGUGGUCAGCAAACCAAUUUGAAAUAAAAUAUGAACAUGUGCCAUUGUAUUAUAACACUAUACACUUUCUUGACAGUUAAAUUUAAAAAAAAAAAUGUUUUUUUGUAGCAUGUAUUGUAUAUGUUUAUAGUAUA
This is a messenger RNA of Puma concolor (puma), 3414 nucleotides long. It is a transcript of the gene CRK, whose product is annotated as CRK proto-oncogene, adaptor protein. NCBI's taxonomy places the organism in Eukaryota, Metazoa, Chordata, Mammalia, Carnivora, Felidae. The record is from RefSeq and is a predicted model, not a curated record. Gene Ontology annotation, molecular function: signaling adaptor activity; receptor tyrosine kinase binding. Gene Ontology annotation, cellular component: cytoplasm. Gene Ontology annotation, biological process: enzyme-linked receptor protein signaling pathway; cell migration.